AUGAUUUGUUUACUGUCGUGCCGAAAAGGAAAUUGGAUGAUAAAUUUGUUUAUGUUACUUUGCAAUUUCGAUGUAAUUAUUUCGGAAGACUGUAAUUCGUACGGCAACGUUACCGAUAAGAAUUUACCAUUGGAUUGGCCGAACUGCUGGACUAAAGGGACGAUACCGUUUGCCUUUGAUUUCUAUUCUCUAAGUCCAAGGCGACUAAUAAGUCUAGUUCACAAGGGUCAUAAUUAUCUGCAAAGAUAUUCAUGCUUGAUUUUCAAAGAACAUAAUCCCGUGAUAUUGGCACAAAGAAAGAACUUCACGUACCUAUACUACACAUACUCCGGUGUUUUGGAGAGUUGCUGUCUGCAAUUUCAAACUAAGUCCGUCCGAAGAAGAGUAAUUCUAAUAUCUCCGUUAUGUACAUUGCCCUCCGAGGUGGCUCAUGUCACCCUUCAUGCUCUUGGUUUGACGCAUUGGCGAAAGGAACCUUUUUCUAAAUAUAAAGUAAAAGAAUUUUUAUUUCCGUACAAAUGUAGAGGAUUUGAUCAAAAGAUAAAAGAAUUUAAUGAGAAUUUCUAA
Messenger RNA from Achroia grisella, 567 nucleotides. RefSeq lists its product as uncharacterized. Bases 1 to 567 code for a protein of 188 amino acids. The transcript is spliced from 4 exons. The record is from RefSeq and is a predicted model, not a curated record. Lineage: Eukaryota; Metazoa; Arthropoda; Insecta; Lepidoptera; Pyralidae. Gene Ontology annotation, molecular function: metallopeptidase activity.